UUUGUGAAAAUUAAUAUUUGUGUCAUUCUCAAAACGUUUGUGCACGACUGUACAGCGAUUGGUGUGCAUAAAUGUUACAAGACUUCCAAGUCCCCUCCCCAUGUAUUUCUUAGCGUGAACGUUUGUUGAAGGCGUCAUUCAAAUCCUGAUUUGACAACUGUUUUGUCGCUCACGUUCCUGCGGCGCAACCCUGUAUCUCCUUCCCAUCUUCCAGCGAAACAAUUUCUAAGCAGCAUCGCAACACCUCUGCAAUGCACAUUAUGGACUUUACUGGAAACAUUUUAAUACAUCGAAACAUAUCAAAGAAGACAAGGGUGGCACACAUUGAAAAUACUAUUUUCUAUGUACCUUUUCCCUUCAUAGCUUAUGGAGCGAAAGCGAACUUUCAGCGGAUUUUAUGUCUUCUCCAAGCAGCCCUGAUGUGGUCUCAAUGAAGAAAGAGAGAGGAGCCACUUACCUGUAUCUCAAAACACUAUCUGGAUUUUGGGAGGCAGAGAACAAGAGAGGAGAGGGAGGAAUGGAGAGAGGGAUUAGAAACUAAUCCAGGACACGGCCAAUCCCAGAGGAGCUCCUUUUCUUCCAAGACACAGACACAACAGUCGCACGGAUUACUGCACUUUAGUGUAUUGCCUUUAAAAAAAAGAAGCAUUAUCCCUUUUGUAUAGUGUUUCAUUGUCCCUAAAUGCCUGGUGUCCCGGGCCUGUGGUAAAUGUGCUGAAUUCUACAACAAAGGAUAAAAGAGGACAACAGUCCCGGUGAGAGGGGAGCGAAGUGACAGGAUGUCCCAUGGACUAUGUGGUGACACACGCAGAUAAAGCGCUUUAGUGGAGACGACAUGUGUGAACAGACCCCCUGCUCUUUCUGCUGGGUCUCAGAGGGACUGAAAGCUGAACACCCCUGUGGACGGUACAUUCAAGAUCAAACUUCUAUGAGUGAAUACUAAAACGACUGAGUGGCUAGUGAGUGACAGGUUGGAGAUAUUUUAGUUGUUGAUUACAGAGGAGAAUAAGGUGAGGUUGCUUUCAAAGCAGGAUUACAAAUUAGUUUCUGGAAAAACAUACUGUAUCUGAAGGGAAGAAGGAGUUGAUUGAGGAGACUUGCGGCAGCCUAGAAACCUCUAUCAUUAACUGGGAGGAUCUGAGUUCAUGUGUGUAGGUGCAUUAGAGAAGAUUAUUAGCUGCCAAUCAAAGGUGUCAGCCUAUUGAGUCACUUCUCAAUAAGCCAUAUCUAAAGUGACCUGGUUGGUGAGAGUUGUUGUCUUGGUGUUGUGUUGGUGUUGAAACCUGUAGUGGUGAGAAGAGAAAGCGCUGGGUGAGAGUGAGGUGGUAAUAAAGGUUGUUUUAAAGCUGACAUAAUCCCAUUACAGUUUCUUAACAAGUUAUUUAUAAUCUCCAACAAGUUUAUUGGACAGAGCACACAGGGCCAAGCAGCUUAAACAUAACCACUUUCAGAUGUAUAACACUGCCUGACUCCUAUCUACUGUACUGUGCCAAGUCAAGAAUGAAUUUGAACUAGGUUUACAGAAAACUAAAUAUUUAUUCUCAUUUUACGAGGAUCUCGUAAACCUCUGGCAAGGUGAUUAGUGUCUAGACGGGUGGGAUGUUCGUUAACUGUUUGUAAACAAGACAUUGGAUGGUUUUCACAGAAAGGGGUCUCUAGGUAACACUGCUGGCUGUCCAGCUUUGACAAAAGAUAUUGGUGCUCAUUUUAAAGGUAGGUAUAGACUUCAGUUUGGACUGAUCCUAAAAAGACAAGAACAAGAAUAUUUUGUAAAGCCUCAUUGCUUAACUUUGAGAGGGAAGUUUAAGGACCUGUAUAUUUUUGUUGCUGAAGGGAAAGGUGCAUUUAAAUGACCUAAUUAUAGAAAUUGCUGUGCACAUCUAAGAUUGAUUUAGCUCUAGAAACGUUCACAGGAAUGAGCUUGCCAACAGAGAGAGCAUCAUAGUUAUAUUGUUAGUGUUCACAAGCAGAAACACAAGUUCAAAAUAACAGUCAGGCAAUACUCCAAUCCACAAAGAGUGAAAUGUAUUUUGUCUGAUGGACAGAAUAUGAGCAUCUCUUGGUAUUCUCUCACUCUUUCACUGCACAAAUACUGGAUGAGUUAUGUUUCACUGUCAGUAUAUAUUUGGAGCCGCAACUGGAUAUAUUUUCUGAACUGACAUUCAAAAACCCACCGUCUGGGAAAAGAACAGUGGAUCCCAAGCUCUCAGACCACAUAGGCUGUGGUUAUUCCAGAAUCCCUGGGAUGUGUCAUUCCUCUUCUUUUUAUUCCUCAUGACUGAAAGCUGCUGGGAAGGAGGACAGGAUUUCUUUGAGGCUGGAGUCAUUCUAAAGCACAGAAUUGAUCCUGAGAUAGAAAGCUUUGGAUGUUGACUGACCCCAUAGAUAACCCAUCAUUCAGCUGAAAACUUCAGUGGGACUUCCUAAAGCCAAACUGCAGGCUUACGCUCGAUGAAUAGCUGGCACUUGCUGCCGUGUGGAGAAUGUAUUCUACACACAUUCUCAGCACAUCAUUUGUGUUUUUCUUUUUUUUAAGGAUCCAGAAAGUUGUUUAAGUGUCUUUUAACACUCAUUUUACUUUGGAAAAGUUGACUGAUUUCUUACUGGAUUUUUUAUCCCCCUGAUUAAUUAUAUUUUAAGGGUAGUCAUCUCUGCUACCAUGAGUCUGGGAAAACUGCCAGGGAUUAAAGGCCUAGGGUCGGGCUCUCAGGGGAAGAGGCGCUUUAAGAGCGAACUCUCCGUGGACAUGAUCAGCCCACCGCUCCCAGACUUUCGCCACACCAUGCACGUGGGCCGCGGUGGCGAUGUGUUUGGAGACACCUCCUUCCUUAGCAAUCAUGGGGGCAAAGGGGAACCAGUGAGCCCCGAUUCACCCACCAGUAGCACGAAGACCACCCGCUUCUUCUCCCGCACCCUGAGGCAUGUACGCAGGUCCCCUGUGCCCCGUGCCAGGAUCGGUUCCCGUGACCUUUCACCCCCACCGCCUCCUGUCUCACCCAUCAUCAAGAACGCCAUCUCACUACCCCAGCUGAACAUUGACAUGCCCAACGGCUACCAGAGGGUGUUGUUCCCCAGCUCAGAGAGCUCCCCAGAUGCCUCCCUCUACAGCUACGGUCUGCAGUCUGGUUUCGUCACACUACCCCGCCACUCCCGCCUUGAUAAACAGCUGCAGGACGGCACCGGACUGUUCGCUCAGGACUUUCGCUGUGGCUCGCUCCCAGACAACGGCUUCGCUCUAACGCGCUCCGACUCCUUCACCUCGUUCACAGUGGACCUUGGCCCCUCCCUCAUGAGUGAGGUUCUGGGCAUGAUUGACAGCCCCAGUUGCCUCACUAUGCCCAAUCACAGCUGGGAGUUGGGGGAAGAGGAAGAGGAGGAGCAGAGCUCUGUGUUUGAGCUGGCUGUGCAGAGCCCCAUGCUAAGCUCAUCAAACCCUUCCAUGUCAAGCACUCCACUCAAAGUGAAUGUGAACAACAGGGGAGAGGAGGAGGAUGGGAGGUCUCUUGAGACACCAGAUGCAUCUAUGGGGUCUCCUACACAGGUAGAACCAGUUAUGGAAGCUGAGAGGUUCCAGAGAGCAGCUGACAUGCUGGCGCGUCACUACGGGGGAGGCUCCUUCUCCAGGAGUCAUCGCAGCGAUUCUGCCUCCUCCUCCUCACCUCUCAGCCAGCCUAAAGUCCCCUACGCCUUCCCUGAGGAAGAAGAGAUCAAAGUCUGAAACAUUUACCAAAUGUCUCUCAUUGUGAGGUAAAGAAUACUUUUGAUCAUUAGACUACUUACUGAGGGACCUUGGUUUUGAAUCCUUGCACUCAAGACCUUCUGAGGGAUCCAUGUUUUUCAAUAAACCUUUUACAUGAAUGAUUUGAAUUGGAAAAAUCCUCAUAAGACCUCUCGUCUACCAUCUAACAACUGGAUCAAUACUGUCUCUUGUUCAGUUCUAGAGAAGCUUGUCUAGAGUUUCUCAGACAUGAUCUGACAGCAACAUUGGACAGGGUAUAUAUAAAAAUAAACUUUAACAUGUCAGAUUCCAUUAUAUCUUCAUAAGAAAUAUACCUUAUACUAAGCAGAUUCCAUUAAACUGUCAUUAAAUUCUGGGAUGGAACAAUCUCUUGAUAUCGUGCAACUCUGUGCUAUAGCAGCUGCAGUACAACAGUCACACAAGAUGCCAUACAACGACCAGAAGGAAGGACACAGUGAUGAGCCGAGGCUGUGUCUGUCAAAAGCACUCAGUGGUCAUUCACAGACAUGCCACAUGGAACAUAAUACAUUUUAUUUUUAGAAGACAAAGGAAGGAUUUCCAGCCUAAUGAUACACUCCUUCUGUGAAAAGGAUUGAAAAGGGAGAUAAAACAUGACUAUCUGCAAAACUAUUGGUAACAGUAUGUGGAUACUAAAGGGACAAUACAUUUUGUUUCUAUCCACCUGAUCUAAAUUGACAUAUCUUCAGUGACAAAAUCGGUUAGACCGAACACAAAGCCAGUUUCAUAAAUGAUAAUUUCCUGAGAAAAGUUUGAUAGGAAUAAAGAUUCUCACUAAUAUCUGAAUUAAUAUCAGAGAUGGCACUGCAUGCUAAGGUUGAAAUGAAGGGUGUGCCCUGUAAAGCGUAUCAAACUAAUUUUGGAUACACAGCCCUAUAAUAGUUUAAACGUAUAGCUGCCUUACAGUGAGUUAUUGUCAACUACUUUUUCCAAGUAUGUUUGUUCUCAGUGUUAUGUUCAUACAUGGGAGUAUAAUUUAUUUUUAAAUAACAAGGAAACAAAUGCAUUGUCAUGCAUGAAGGUAAUCAAAUGAAGUUGAAUAUUAGCUGUUCAUAAGACUACAGGUACCCGACUUAAAAUGACCAGUACAGACAUGUGAUGUCACAUAUGAAUACAGUAUGUAUACGGAAUGAGAUACGAUUGUCUAAUUUGAUCCAUUUACCAGUAUCUGUCAUAGCAGUCAUAUUCUUAAUAAAUACUGUUUUUUAAUCAG
Oncorhynchus kisutch (coho salmon) is the source of this 4970-nucleotide messenger RNA. Its product is annotated as cdc42 effector protein 1-like. The record is from RefSeq and is a predicted model, not a curated record. Lineage: Eukaryota; Metazoa; Chordata; Actinopteri; Salmoniformes; Salmonidae. The transcript has 3 exons. Gene Ontology annotation, biological process: regulation of cell shape; Rho protein signal transduction; positive regulation of actin filament polymerization. Bases 2660 to 3718 code for a protein of 352 amino acids. Gene Ontology annotation, cellular component: cytoskeleton; plasma membrane; cytoplasm. Gene Ontology annotation, molecular function: small GTPase binding.